Molecule: messenger RNA, 2108 nt
Organism: Amblyraja radiata (thorny skate)
Lineage: Eukaryota; Metazoa; Chordata; Chondrichthyes; Rajiformes; Rajidae
Gene: gpr146
Product: G protein-coupled receptor 146
Exons: 4
Coding region: 813-1835 (340 amino acids)
Biological process (GO): G protein-coupled receptor signaling pathway
Cellular component (GO): membrane
Molecular function (GO): G protein-coupled receptor activity
Source: RefSeq, a predicted model, not a curated record
AAUCAGCUUCAAGCGAGAGUCGAGAGAGCAGCUGAAUGUGAGUGAGCGCUGGGCGGGGAGUGUAGAGGACAGCGGUGUGUCGAGGCUUACAGUCACUGCCAUCUCCCAGCCAGCUCCAGCCUCCCGUUGUGGACAUCAGCGCCUGUAACCAGAGGGAGGUGUGUGUGCGUGUGUCUGCUGUACACUGGAGCAGCCACAUUAACGCCCCAGCCACACUGGACCCGGGCAGCCAGCUCCCCUCCUCAGCUCUGGAGACUUGGUGAACUUGUUUGUUGUUUAUCGUUCCUCCCUUUCUCUUCUUGACUCGCCUGUGUGUGGGACCAGCCUGUGAGACUCUGCCUCCUCCAUCCUCCCACCAACCCCAAGUGAGUAGCACCUGCAGUUCCCUCUCUGCCCCCCGUCCCACACACACACGGAGUCAGCACAGCCCCCCCAACAACUUCUGCAACUUCCACCACGACUGUGACAAAAGUUUCUUCUUCCCAACUUGCAACCACGACCUGGCACCGUGUGGCAGAGCCCGAGUUGCUCGCUUGCUUGGGGCGUUGUGGCAGCGUUGACAGAGCCGGGUCGGAUAUGGGGUCCAGCGACUGAGCGAAACUGAAAAUAUUACUUCAUCAACGGCGAUUUAAAAUGAUUCCACCAGCUUCUCCGAAUUAAUCUGACAAAGAAUCAACAACAAGGUCAGGCGUGUACGUCAAUGUGUGGGUCCGUAUGCUUGCUGCUACUGAGGCAAUGCUAAGUGGGAGAGUGGGAGCUGGCUGCAGCCUUCCCGUGGAGUUCAAGGUUUCAAGAUUCCAAGGCAGGAUUGAAUGAGGGCGAUUGACGGCAGGAUGUGGAGCUGCGAGGGUACUAACGGCACAGUGAACGGCCUGGACCAGCAGUUGUGCUACGACCUGGAGCUGGUCCUCUUUGUCCUGUCUGUGGUUUACCUCAUCAUCUGCUUCCCCUUCAGCAUCUGCUACAACUCCCUGCUGGUCCUGGUCAACCUGUACAACAAGUCGGCCAUGACCAUGCCCGACGUCUACUUUGUCAACAUUGCCGUGGCUGGGCUGAUCCUCAGCCUGGUGGCCCUGGUGCAGCUGCUGGGCCCGGACAACCCACAGUGGGCCGUGUGGAACUUCAACAGGGAGGUCUACAUCACCCUACUCAUUCUCUUCAACAUCUCCGCCCUGGUCACCAUGUACUCCACCACGCUGCUCAGCCUGGACUACUACAUUGAGCAGGCCCUGCCGAGGACCUACAUGUCCAGCGUCUACAACACCAGGCACGUCUGCGGCUUUGUCUGGGGCGGGGCGGUCCUGACCAGCUUCUCCUCUCUGCUCCUUUACGUCUGCAGCCACGUGCCCAAGAUAAUCGAGUGCUCGAAGAUACAGAACAAGGAGGUGGCGGACACCAUCAUGGUAUUUAUUGGCUUCUUUGUGCCGGCCACGGCGGUCCUCUACGCCUUGAUAUUGAUCUUUCGCAUUCGGAACCAGUCCACCCCGCUCGAGCAAGACUCAGCCGUGCCCGACCCGACCAUGCACCCGCUGCUGGUGGCCACAGUCUGCACGCACCUGGUGUUGUGGGCUCCGUAUUACAUGACGCUGCUGGUCCACAUCGCCUACAGGCCCCGAGCAUCGGACCUGGCGAGCCGGUAUCACAUCUACUACUUUGUCAAGGGCCUGUCCAAGCUGCUGGCCUACUCGUGCAGCUUUGUGGUACCGCUGCUCUACACGUACAUGCACAGGGACUUCACUGGCAAACUCAGGCAGCUGGUCAGGAGGUUGGACUGUCAGACGGAAGGUUGUUCAGACCAACAGACGGAGAGGCAGCCACAAGUCGUGGUGAGCUGAGGCAGGUGCAGCCUGCUGUCACAAGAGCAUCAUCUUGCCACUGGUGAAUAAAGUCCCAAAUCAUUCCACCGUAGAAAAUCACACUGGCUUUCACUAACCGAUUCUUUAAGCUCAGCCCAGUAACGGAAUAUAUUGUUGGACGUCAGAGGUUGUGUCCAGCGGUGCAGCGGGUAGAGCCACUGCCUCACAGCGCCAGAGACCCCAGUUCGAUCCUGACCUCGGGUGCUGUCUGUGUGUGUGUGUGUGUGGAGUUUGAACAUUCUCCCCGUGACC